Messenger RNA from Closterium sp. NIES-67, 10036 nucleotides. NCBI's taxonomy places the organism in Eukaryota, Viridiplantae, Streptophyta, Zygnematophyceae, Desmidiales, Closteriaceae. The record is from the annotation of a GenBank genome assembly.
AAGCAGAUUUUCAGUUCUAUAGCUGUUUCUGGGGGGUGCUGGUCAAGGUCUCUCUCCUUUGGUCUUGCCUUCACCGUUUCAGGACAUACACCUGUCCUGGAUUGCCCAUGUCUAUUCAACGAGUCGUUGCUCGGUCGUUAGUUAGCCUAUACGAAUGGGUCGAAUUGCCUGCAUUAGGCCGACACUGUUAGUGACGAAUGUCGGCGAUUCAGAUUAGACUGCAGCGAGUCAGCGAUUAGUUCCGCUGACGACUAAAUGUGCUGGGGCCCGUUAUCUCGAAUGUGAUCGCAUACUUUUAGCCAAAAAGCGCGAUCCGUUCAUUCAGAUUAUCCAGAGCAAUCGGAUCUACAUUCCAGAAACCUUUUAUGCGGCCAUGGAUCCAGCAUCGGCGACGCGGUUUCAGGAUAACCUAGAGGACAAGUCUCGCGUGGAGAUCAAGCGCCUGUGUCGCCAACUCGGCGUCAGCAGCCGAGCAGCGACGACAUCUAUGCUGGUCGCUAGAAUCAGGACUCGCCUCCACGCCUCACCAGCAUCGGGUCCUCCAGGCAGCGGAAAACCUUCCCCUUCCGACAAUGGCGUCGUUUGCGAGAACGGUCGUCAGGACGAGCCCCGCAGCGAGAUUCGGAGCCAGAGAAAGGAUCCGAACCAAGCGCAGGAGAAAUCACGCGCUUCUCGACUCUUCGGAGGGCUGAUUCGCCGCAGCAGCCCCGCGAGACGACACGAGAACUCGCAGAAGCCACAGGAACAGCCGCAGCAGCAGCAGCAACAGCGACAUCAGGAGUUGCAAAAUGAGCACACGAGGGAUGGAGGCGGAGCAGCGGCGGCAGGACCGCCUCUGCAUGUCAGCGGCAGGAGGACGACCACCCACCCCGCACAACCAGCCGUACCGUAUGUUCGUACGAUGGAUCCGUCCGUUAAAGAGGCAGUCGCGCGUGCUUAUAGCGAGGUUGCUGGUACGUACGCCAGCUCGAUGCAUUUUGGGGGCAGUGGGGGAAGCGAGGGGUCAGAGGAGGUGGCUCAGGAGGUGAAGGGACACGUGGCGGAGAAGCGUGACGAACACGUGGUAGAGCAACGCAAGGGACGUGCGACAAAGGAAGGCGCAGGACACGUGGCAGCAGCUGACUUGACCGCGAGUGAGAGGGGCGCGCUGGGCGUGAGUGGGAGGAGCCGGGCGGUGAGGAAGCAGAGGGAGCGCGUGGGCCCGGAGGUGGAGGAGUCGAAGCGGCGGAUUCUGGCGGCGUUCCUCCGAGACAUGGACGGCGCCGAGAAACCCGCCGCGCACGCCGCCAGCCUCGUGCAGCUGAGCCGAUCCGGAGAGAUGAGGCAGCAGGAGGAAAUGGGGUGGCCAGGCGAGGUGAAGAGUGGCGGCGUUUCAGCAGAAGGGAAGGAGACGCGGGACGUCGAAGCCGGUGAUGGGAUGGGGCAGGGAGAGAGUGCAGUGGUGGGUGGUGAUGAGCAUGACAGGGGCGACAGUGUCGGUGAGCGCUGUAGCGGGGACGAGGACGAUGAGGAGGAGGUGGAAGAGCACGAGGGUGACGACGAGGAAUGUGACAGUCAGAGUGAGAAGUAUGGCGAUGAUGCGGACGAGGCGGACAAGAGCGACGCACCUGUGGAUCUAGAGUCGCUCAUGGCUAUGAGCGCUCACUCGCAGCUCGUGGGCAUGGGCGCUGGACGACCUGCGGAUAUGAGUCGCGAGUGCGGCGAAUCUGCGACUGAAGCCGAUGCUGCCGCGACCGAGGCUACCACUGCGGCCAUCCGUGCAGAAUCACAUGCCGCGAAGGCGAAUAGUGCCAAGGCAGAAGGGCCUCUGAUAGGCACCAACGCUCCGCACGCUGCUCCCCCUACCGUUGCGUCGUCCUCCAGUAGCGACUCUCUCGGCCCCACCACGCCCGCCGACUCCAUCACCAUGAUCGACUCGAGCACGUCCGGGGACGACACCAGCGACUCCCGCACCGGCGACUCCCCCACCAGCAAUUCCGCUACUAGCGUCAUCCCCGUUACAGGCAGCAACCCCCACGACCCCUCGGGGUUGGUGGACAGCGAUUCUGCCGCUGCGGACGGCAGGGUGGUGCGGGGGAGAGUGGAUGAGGAGGAUGAAGGGAGAGUGGGGGAAGCGGAGGGCGGGCGGGAAUGCUUAAGGGAAGAGAAGAUGGAUUGUGGGAAGCUGGAUUUGAAUGUGAGUGGUGCUGACGUGGCGGAUCCUGGGAUUGCUGCCAGUAACGAGGAGGCUGGCAGCGGGAGACGGAGCAGGAGGCGGUGGACGGAUUCCGCUCCCUCGGGGGUUAAUGGGCCUUCCGCAUGGGCCAGGGGAGGGGGAGAGGAAUGGCUGGUGUUGGCGGAGGACAAUGAGGAAGAGGAGGAAUGGGGAGGCGAUGGGGAUGAGGAGGGCAAUGGGGAAGAGACAUUCGGCAAGGAAGCAGAUGAGAUCGAUGAGAGGUUGGAGUUGGAGGAGGAGUUGGAAGGGGAGUUGGAACGGCUUCCAUCCCUUCUUUUCCCCACCUCCGUGAGUGUCCCCUCCACGCAUUCGCCCUCAUUCCCCUCACUCCCGUCGUCCUCGCCCUGCCCUCCACACCACGCGCUCCACCAAGACGCGUCCCAACCGACACAGCAGCACGUCGCGCUGCUGGACUCUUCCCAGCCUGCCGCCCACCUGCAGCCACUGAACGCUGCCGCCCCAUUCAGCCAGCCGAGGGACGAGCAGCAGCAGCAGCAGCAGCAGCAGCAGCAGCAGCAGGGGGGAAUGGCAGUGAUGGCGGGGUGGCCGCAGCAGCACGAGUAUCUCCCUCUGCAGCCGCCCAUGCAGCUGCCCGCCGUGCCCGCCCUGCCCAACAGCCUCUCCUCCAUCAAGCGCCGCCUUUCCCCUCGCGUUCGGAAGCCCACUCGCUUCCUCACUGCCUCCCGCCCCCUCAUUUCUCCGCCCUCCGUCAAUGCUGCUGCUGCGGCUGCGGUUGCUGCCGCUGGCGCUGGUUCUGGGAGUGCUCCCGCUGCCUGUGGCCUUUCUGCUGGUGCUUCUAAGGAUAAUCCCCCUCCUCCAUCUGUAGCUGCUGAUUCUGCUGCUGCUGCUGCUGCUCCUGCUGCUGCCGGUGCAGGGAGUGGUGGUGGCGGGGCGGGUGUGUCGGAUGGCAACACGGCCGGCAAGGAUAAGGUCCGGAAUGCUGACCCUGACGUGACACUAGGAGCCCAGCUAGAGCACAGCCCAGCUGACAGUGCGGCUGCAGCUGCCAGUGCUCAAAACAGCCCUCUGCAAGCGCCUUGGCAAUCUCCCUCCCGUGCAGCUGCAUCGGUGCCUGCGCCACCAGCAUCCACAUCCAUAUCCGAACCCCAUCUUUCCUCCUCCUCUCCGUCUGUUACCGCCACCUCUCAUUCAGCAUCCGUCAGCCACUCAGUCUCGUGCGCGAGCCACACGACAGGGCCUGCCAGCCAUGUGAUCGACCUCGAGGAAUGCUGCCUGUCAGCUGAAUCUAGGCCGUCUGAGCAAUCUAGGCCGUCUGAGCAAUCUAGGCCGUCAGCUGAAUCGAGCCCAUCAGCCAGCUUUCGGUCGUCAGCUGAACCUAGGCCAUCAGCUAUAUCCAGCCCGUCAGCCGAAUCUAAGUUGUCCGCCAAAUCUAGGCGGUCAGCAGAAUCUAGGCCGUCGGAGGAGGUACUGGCACCAAGGGAGAGGGCGAUAAGCGGUGGAGGCAGCAAUCAGUCGGCUGCUUCUGAUAGGGGCGAAGGCAAACGAGACUAUACCGAGAACUGCAGUCGUGCAGUGGCUGCCGCGAUGGCCAGUAGCAGUGAUAAUGCGGCGGAGGGAGAGGAGAGCGCAGGCGAUGGAGGCAGAGAGAGGAAUGGGGCAGCAGAGGGUGAGGGUGCUGGUAGUGACGCCGCUUGCCCGCUCGGCACUGCCAGUAGACAGUGGGUGAGAGGGCCCGCGAGUGGUGGCAGUGGAGGGGAGCGAGGGAGUGUGGAUGUCCGGAGUGAGGGAGGGAGAGGAGGUGUAGGUGAGAGGGGGGGGAGAGAGGGUGAGGGCAGUGAGGGGGAGUUGAGCACUGGCUCUGGGAUGGCGGGGGAGGACAGGGAGGAAAAAUCGUUUGACUGGUCGUGGCUUGACGCAGAGAUUGACAGCAAUAAGAGGCGGGAGAACCAAGAGGAUAUGGCGGAGGAUGCGGAUGAGGCGGAGGAUGCGGAUGAGGCGGAGCGUGUGUUCAUAGAAAUGGUGGGAGGGGAGAGAGAGAGAGAUGGAGAAGAAGGGCGGGAGGAGAAGCGAGCGGAUACGGUGGAGAGCGGUGAGCAAGCAGGGGUGGCUAUGGGGGAGGGGCAGCUGAGAGAAGGCAGAGCGGCAAGCGGUGAAACGGAGGGUCGGAGAGUGGAGGAGGAAGGGGAGGACGAGAGUGGAAGCGCUGAGAGUGGCCAGCGUAAGUAUGGCGAUACGAGCCUUGCUGUGCCGAGCACUGCCUCCUCUUCUCCUUCACUUUCUCUAUAUCCCCACAGCCUCCACUCUGCGCCAGCGGCCAUCUCCUCCUUCUGCACUUCCCUCCUCUCCCCCCCGCGCCCUGCUUUCUCCGGCCUCCCUUAUGCUGGCUGGGGAGGCAGAGAGGGCAGUGCAAGGGAAGGCGGCACGGAGGGAAAACUCAUAGCAGCAGCAGCAGCAGCAGAUGAGGCUACCUCUGACGCGCGCUGCUCAACGCCUGCUGCUGUCGCAGUGCCUGCUGUAGCACCAGGUGCCCUUGUGAAUGUUUCCCUGCAGUGCUGGGAGGCCGUGCAAGUGGGCGACGCACAGGGUCUGUCCGCGUCUGCAGGCUCCGGAAAGGAGCAGGAAAGGCAGGAGGAGGUUGGGCAAGAGGCUUGCGGUAAGGAGACUGGCGGAGAGGCUGGCGGUUACCAGGUUGAAGGCGCGGCGGGGAAUUUGGGGCUAGGAGGGGAUGACGAGGAGCAACGAGGUGAGGAGGAGGAGAGAAAGGAUGAGGAAACAGCCAAUAGCGACAAUGCACGUGGCGUGGAGAAUGCAGUAGAUGCGGAGGAGAAGGGAGGGGCACACAAGAGAGAGGACGAGGAGGGUGCGGCAGAGGAAAUGGGAAGCAGUGGCACAGGCGAGGAUGAGCCUGCGAGCUCGGACGAGGUGCUUGAGGAGUGCGUGGGCGUGGAGUGUGGAGGCGUGCAGGAGGCAUGCUCUCACGAGGCAGUGAGCUUGAAUGGCGCCAGUGCGGCACUGGCACUGCACGGCUCACCGGGGACACGCGAGAGGGGCGGAGAGGCAGUAGUGGAGGCAGCAGGCCACGUAUGGCAUGCUCUGGGGGUUGACCCGGCGUGGCAGGGGCAUGAGGAGGGGCGCAUGCCCCCUGCUGAUGUUGCGGCCGAUAUUGGUGCUGGUAUUGCUGGUUAUGGUGGUGACGCUGACUGGAGCAAGAGCAAGAACCUACAGGGACAGGUCAUUGGGGAUAUCAGCACCUGGGAUGCUGCCUGUGGGGCUGUUGCCUUCAGUUGCAGCCACCCUAGCAGCAGCAGCAGGUUGAUCCCUGUGGCAUCAAGGCGGCAUGUCAUCCGACCGUUCACUACCAGCCCCUCUCUCAGCCUGCUUGACAACCCCCUCCUCACUGCUCCUGCUAUCUCCACCUCCGCAGCCACUGCUGCUGCUGCUGCUGCUGUUGCGGCUGUCACUGCCGAAACUGCUAGUGCUGCCACUGCCCCUCACGGUGAUGCAGCCAUUGGCGCUACAGCCACUGCUGCUACAGCCACUGCCGCUGCCACUACCACUGCCACUGUGACAGCAACAACAGCCGCAGCAGCUGGAGAAGGCAGCCCCUUCCGCCACCCUGCUCGCCGCCUUGUUCCCUCUGCCUCCUCCCCCGCCCUCCUCCUCACCUCCCUCGUACCAAACCGCCCAGUCUCUCCCUCCUUUCCCGUCCGCCCUCCCUCCCCUGACCCCACUCGCCCCUCCUCCCCCCCUCCUCCCUCCCCUCCUCCCACCCCUCCUCGCCCACUGCUCGCUCCGCCCAUGCCAGUCGCCCCUCGCGCCCUCCGCCGCACCCUGGAGCGCGCCCAGGCAGCAGAGAUGGCGGCAGAGGCGCUGGCAGCGAUGGACGCGGGGAUGGGCGCACAGACGGGGGCAGGGAUGGGAGGUGAGGUGCGUCUCGAUGUGGAGAGGCAGCAGCAGCAGCAGCAGCAGCAGGAGGAGAAGCAGGAGGAGAAGCAGGAGGAGAAGCAGGAGGAGAAGCAGGAGGAAGAGGAGGAGGAGGCGACCUGUGCAGUGAGUGGGUGCAGCGGUGAUGGUGACCCGAGCUCAGACGCUUUUGCUGAACAUGAGUGCGACGGCGUGUCUGCCUGUGGUGGCGUGUCUGCUUGCGAUGGCGUGCUCGCCCGUACGCAAGAAGCCAGCAAGGGCAGCAAUGCUGCUUCUGCUUGUGCUAGCGCUGGUGCUGGCCCUGCUAUCGCUGCUAGCGAUAUUGUUGCUGAUCCCGCCGUUGCCACCCGAACAGCACCUGCUACAGUCACAGCAGAAGAAUCUGCAAUUGCAGUGGGUGCAGGAAUCACAGGUGCUGCUGCUGAGUCUGUGGGUGCCCAAAAAACUGCAGUGGGUAAUCCUGCAGGUGGUGUGGGCAUGGCAGCGCACCAGUGGCAGGUGAGCAGUGCAAUGGGCACAGCCAUGGGCGGCAGGUCCAGUCACAUGGAUUGCAGGGGCAGCCAUACUGUUACGAGGGCCUCCCAUAGGGAUGCACAGGCGCAGGUUCGGAUGUCCUCUGUCCUGCAGCGCACUCAUCCCACUCCCACAGGGGCGCCCACAGGAGCGCCCCACGUGCAGUCUGUGCAGCCCCAUGCAGGUGCACGAGGGGCCCAGAACCCCUCGGUCUCUGGAGCUAGAGAGAGCAGCAACCCCUUUGCAGUGCCUGUCCCUGCCAUGCCUCGUCUGCCCUUCAAGCUCUCCGCCAGAAAGCCUACUGCUGCCGCACCCACAGUACCGCUGGCUGGCACUCCUCCUCCAACGGCCGCCCCUGCUGCCCCUGCUGUUGCUCCCAUGAUGCAAGAGCAGCCCCAAGGUGGUGCUUCUGCUGCUCCUGGACCGCCUGGAGCCUCUGGUGCACCACGAGUGGCAGGAGUUGCCGCAGGAGGCCUGGCAGGGAUGGCAGGUGGGGGGCUACAGAAAGAGGCAGCAGUGGAGGUGGAGGAGAGUUGCGGAUCGUGCAGCAUGGCUGUGAGCAACAGCGUGCGCAACAGCACCGGCAUGAGGCCCACCAACAAUGCGAGGAAUUCUGGCAGCGCCGCACAGAGGAGCGCAGUCGCAGGGCAGAGAAUGGCAUUGAAGAGGCACGAAGGUAAGGGCGCGCCAGUGGGUAGGCAAUCAGCGGCUGCAUCUGCAGCUAAAGGCGGUGCUUCUCCUUCUGCCGCUGCCUCAGCAGCAGCAGCUGCUGGAGGCCUGAAGCGAGCCUCUGCUGUGGGGGCCAAAGGUUCUGGCGUGCCAGCAGCAGCAGGGGCAGCAGCAAGGGCAGCGCCAGGGGCAGCGGUGACGGGACGGUCGAAUGGAGCAGAGUCCGGUGUAGGCGGGUCAGAGGCAGGGGAGGAGUGGAGCAGCUCUGGCAGCAGCAGAGGGAAGGAAGGCGGGGGAGGAAGAGGAGCGGGGCUGCGUCAACAGGCGUCAGUGCCAGCGUCUCACCAGUCGCAGCAGUCUCAGCAGUCCCCCAUGGUGCAGCAGCAGCACUUCCUGCAGGAGAUUGCGUUCGGCCCUGAGUGGGCCGCAAAGGCAAGGGCGAGGGAUGAGGAGAUGCAGCAGAGGAAUGCAGCGGACAGGAGGGGGCAGCUGGAGGGGGCGGUGGGGGGUGGUGUGCGAGGGGUGCAUCAGCCAUUCAGCAGGCCGCUGUUUGGGGAGAGGAACUCGAGUCCGGUGAAGAACAUGAUGCCGCUUGCUCAAGGUCAUAUCACGACACAGGCGCACAUGCUGACUCAGACCCAGCAGCAGCAGCAGCAGCAGCAGCAGCAGCAGCAGCAGCAGCAGCAGCAGCAGGUGCAGGCAGGGCAUGGAAUGGUUCCAGCAGAGACAGUGCGGCCAUUUGAGCGGAAGCUGUUUCAGCAGGCGACCAUGGCAGGGCAGGUCAGCCCCACGGCACCACACUGCGUCCCUGCUGCUGCUCCUGCUGCUGCCUCCUCAGCUUCUGCUACUGGGAGCACACGCAUUGCUCCUGCUGCUACCUCUAAAUACUCUACUAUGAAUGCUGCAGCAGCCUACAUGCAACAGCAAGCUUCCGAUCCCUUCCUACACAAUCCGCUCCCCUCACUCACCCACAGCAGCGCUGCCACUAGCACCUCCACCCCUCCUCUCUCCCCUCGCACACCUCGCUCUCUCGUCACUCCAGCCACUGCAACCAACCCUUAUCUCCCCCCUCCCAGAUCAAACCCCACCUCUCCCCGCCUCCCUGUCAUGGGUACCGCAUCUCUCUCUCCUCCCCCCUCGCCCCGCUCCUACCACGUGCUACAGUUCGCCAUGGGGGGCACGCCCAAUGCCAGCCCCACCCACCCCCUGGCAGCCUGCUACAACACUCCGCUCAGCCCCACAGUCGGCCCCUCUUCCCUUGCUCCACGCAGUCCGGCGCAUCCCUCUGCAGCAGCUCCUGUUCCCCCCCUUGGCCCCACACGCACCACCGCACCCUCUCAUGCUCCUGUGAGUCCGAGGCAUGCUGCCGUGACCAUUUCUCCACUCAACUCGCCUCACAAGCCACAGCCAGUCAUGAUGCAUGCAGGUUUGCAUCCUUCCGGUGUGCAUGGCGGCAUGAACCAUGCAGGCAUGCAUGGUGGCAUGAACGCUGGCAGCAUGUGUGGUAGCAUGCAUCAGGCUGGGACUGGCAAUCUCCAGCAGCCUGGCCUCCAUGCACAGUAUUACGUGCAGCCACUGCCACUUCACCAGCAGCAGCAGCAGCAGCAGCAGCAGCAGCAGAGCCCAUAUCGCAAUCGCCCAUGGCUGCAGCAGGAGAAUCGCCAGCCGUUCAUCGCCGGGCCCAACCCCAGUCCACCACGAGCAGCCUCCCCCCACGCCACCACUGCAGCCACGCCCUUCGUCUCAGGCCCCAACCGCAGCCCUGCAAGCCCCAGCCCAGCCAACUGCAUGCCUGCCAACCGCAGCACUUCAUGCACCCCUGCUGCACACCCUGCUCCAGGGACAGCGGCACCACCCGUCCCUGCUGCUGCAGGCCAUAUUGGUAGCCCAAACCGCUGCAUCUCUCCCGUGCCCUUCAGCCCCUCGCCCUUCAGCCCCACUGGCAGCCCAGUGCGGGCUAUCCACGCUGGAGCUGCGUCCCCCACCGCUGCCAGCCCUGCCAGCACCGGCACCCCUGACAAGGCCACCACGCCGUCGCGCUAUGGCUCCCCGCUGCCCGCCCGAGGCCCGGUUGGUAGCAUGUUUGUUGCAGGCCCCAGGAAAGGCAGUGCGGCGGCCAUGGUUGCUCGGAGGAAGCUUGAGGCCAAAGCCGCUGCUGCGGCGGCGGCUGCUGCUGCUGCUGGUGACGGUGCCGGUGCACAUGGGGGUGAUGUGGUGGCAGGAGGGUCAGGAGCAGGGGGGGCAGCAGUGACAGGAGGAGUGGGAGUAGUGGCUGGGCAACGGACUGGAGGGCCAGCAGGGAGGGUGGGCGGUGGUACGGCGUUGGCAGCAGAGGCACAGGUUGGAGGAGUGCUGACAUCAUCAUCAGUCAUGAAUACACGACAGGGAGUCAUGGGGGGAUCCACUGCACCUGCAGGUGUGCCUGCUCCUACACUGCAGUGAAGGCACCACAUGCCCUCGGCGUGGCACAACAGCUGCAUUCCAGCCAUGCACCUCCAUCAGGUGGACCUGUAAUUCCUCCUGUUAGUAGCUCCGCACGUAAAUGGUUUGUAGGCAGCAGGUGAUGGAAGAGUCAUCAAGUUGACAAGAGAGCGAGGAGUGAGCAUGUGUGGUGAUCUGUCACAGAAUGGACCUCAAGGCGUGAAAAGGGGGUCUCCAAACUUGUAGGCAGCGGUCACAUUAAGGGAGAUCGCGAUUCUUAUGAAACUAUGAGCUCAUUAAAGUUGUUGAGAACUAUUCUUAUGUUACAUCGUA